GAGCUUGCCGUCGAUCUUAGUUGUGCAGUCCCGGGCUCGACGCAUGUAUAUUAGUUGGUUGCGAUGAGACUGGCUGGAAACCCAGCCCGGAGGCAGAUGAUUGUGCCUGUGCUGGUUUGAGCUAGAUUUAUGAAACACGGAAUCGUAGAUCAGUGUCGGAACUGGAGGAAUUUGGAGAAUUUUUCCGCUUGUCACCUGUAACUCGUUGAUCUUUUCGCCCACUGUUGAGGAUGCUCCUUCUGGACAAGCUGUCACUGGAACGGACGGGAGAUGAGGGUCGGUGAUCUCGCUUUAGUUUGCGGAAUCCUUAUUUUGGAAUUCUGACCUACAAACGGCAAUUUUCGAAGCAGUUUCUUUGGCAUGUCAACAUGCUCCCCUUUUCAGUGGCUGUGUCUGCUCUUUCUCUUUCGUCCUUGAUUUGUCCCAAUUUCCAUGCACCUCCUUGAGAAUAUCUGGCCAUGUUGAAUGGCUGCACUACACUUCAGAUGUUAGCUCUCUCUCUUCGUUUCGUUCUCGGUGGGCUUUCGAAACUCGAACUUUGGCACUUACCAUCGUCUGAAAGUGUGUUGAAAGCUAGUGCUCGUGCGUCCUUGAGAUGUGAUCCCUCUGCACUUUUUUUCAGUGCUUUAGAUUCUUCCUUCUUCGAUGCCUGACUCAUUGAUGUCUUGGGGGCAUUCAAGCAUGAUAUCCAAUGUAAAAAGGCUGUUCAAGAAGGGCCCGUUGUCUCCCUCUUCCAAGGACAAGCAAUCUUCUUCUGCCGAUAAUUCGUCGAAGGGUCUAUCUUCGUAUGAAUCCUCCUCUAAUGGACACUCGAACUCUCGUGGACCCUCCGGGACUCACUCGUCUAAUGGUCAUAGUUCCAAAGGGCGGGAAUCAGUUUCCAAUGGACACUCGGGCUCGCGUGGGACAUGCCAACUUCGCAAGUACUUGCCGAACGGCCAGGCUGGUGGCCACCCUUCUCCUCAAAAUAGUUUCUCAUCCAACGGACACUCCUCUAUCAAUCAACUAUUUCCGACUUCACCCCGGGCGACUGGUUUCGAAGACUUCUACGCGGCACGCAGCAUGUCCCCAAGACCCGGAUCACCUGCUCGUUCCAAGGGCAGCAAGAGCGGUGCGAAGCCAGCGACAGAUCCACUGCUGAAAGCAAUGCAGGUGCUGGGAGCUACAAAGGAUGAAUUGUGCGACUACACGAAAUCAGAUGUUGGAGAGUGUUCUGGUUCUCCAGACGAUGGUUACGAUUCUUGCACUUCGGAUGACACUGGGGACGAGGAGUCCUAUGUGGAUGACCAGCCGAUCUACAUCAAGUCCGAGAUUCCUUCGUCUUUCGAAUUUCACCGUCCUGCUAAGGUAAUACAGGAUGUAGCAGAUUUAUCCGAGGCUAGAACUAGCCCAAGGAAGAACAGUGAGCUGGAGUUACGAAAGGCUUCUUUUCAAUUUGGGCAAAUGUCCGUCGCACCUGGGGCGAGCAUCAAGUCUGGAGAGGAUGUAUUGCUGGAAACUCACGAGCCUGUGCCCACACCCACAAUAAGCACGACUACGCUGUUAACUAUGCGAUCGCUACCGGAGCAAUUUUUUGGCCAUGUGAGUAACGGCCAUAUGAGUCCGGGAGGGAAUCGGACAGCUGGUGGAUCCAGCAGGCCAUCGAGGGAAUUUUCGGUCGACAACAGACGAAUUCCAAGUCCUCCUCAGAAUGAGGUUAACAGAUAUCCAGCUCAAAGUCACUCUCCUCGAUCAAACGUCAAAUUAUCAAAUGGACCACAGAGUCCUCGAAGCCAAUGUAGCCCGCGAGGUACAACCUGGGCACAGAAUGGUUCUCACAGUCCGGAGGGAAGAUCUUGGGGAUCGAGUAGCUCAGCCAGGGGUCGUCAAGAAGGGUCUUGGGGUUCUAAUGGUUCAGCUAGUCCUCAGUGGGGAUACAAUGGCUACCCAAGUCCCGACGGGGGUCUCCGAUCCGACAGGAUUUGUAUACAGGGCCAUCCUCUGCCAGCACCUCCUCCUAGCUCUUCUCCACAGCAUCCUUUGUACGUGCCAACCGCGGGUCGGUCCGCCAUUCAUGUAGAAUCUCCCCGCCAGGUUGCUCUCCGGGAACGCUCAGCGCAAGGCUUCGGCCACAGAGUAAAUUCCCCUUCAUCUCAGCAUGUUCCUCCCAGAAUGACUCGAAUCCUUUCUCCAGUAGUUUCACCUCUUCCUUCUCCUCCCAGAUCUCCUUUGCCUUCACCACGUCCUUUAACUCUCCCUUUUUCCCCAAGAUCUCCUCUGCCUGCUCCCCCGCAGCCUCUGUCUAGAUAUCCAUCCCCGCCAAGGUCACCAUCGCGGGCACCAAGAAUUCCCACAAAGUGGGCCAAAAUUAGGCAAAUUGGAACAGGCUCCUUUGGCACUGUGCACGAGGCCAUGAAUUUAGAUGAUGGAAGUUUCUUCGCUGUGAAAAUUAGUCGGGGAGAAACGAUUACUCCUGAAAUUCAAAAGGAGAUUGAAGUCUUGAGCUACCUGAAACACCCAAAUGUUGUCCAAUAUUUCGGUACUGGGCAGGAGGAUGGCCAUAUGUGCAUCUUUCUAGAGUUGAUGCAAAAUUCUCUUCAAUCCAUCAUCAAACACUUCCAACUGAUGAAUUGCACAAUUGAUGAAACUCUGAUCAGCACUUACACAAGGCAAAUACUGCAAGGGCUUGAAUACUUGCACAAGACGAAUACUAUACAUAGGGAUAUUAAAUGUGCCAACAUUUUGGUGGACAAGGAUGGCCAAGUAAAGCUAGCUGACUUUGGAUUGGCAAAGGAGGUUGGGCAAUUAAAUCCCGCGACUUCAUGCAAGGGGACUCCCUACUUCAUGGCUCCUGAGAUUUUGAAGCCAGAUAAGACGGAGAAAAAAGGCUACGGACUCCCAGUGGACAUAUGGAGUCUAGGAUGUACAGUUCUUGAGAUGGCCGAUGGAAAGCCACCAUGGAGCGGCACGACGGGUUUCUCUUGGUUUUUCCUACUCUUCAAGGGAGAGCUACCACCUAUACCUCAACAUCUGAGUCCUGCCUGUGUAGACUUCAUCAAAAAGUGUUUACAGUUUAAGCCAGAAGAUAGGCCAACUGCAUCAGACCUUCUACGUCAUCCAUUUGUAGCAAAUGCUCCGACCACAGUUGCGUCUGCAGCGACUAUGAUAAGUUCUUAUAGACUACGUUCUGUCCCCGAAUCUCCUCCGCCGGCAGCGGUAUGGAGGAACGGACCUCAUUCUGAUCAGGCACAGUCAAGAAGCAGCGGUUUUACCCAACCCGCAACUGUACAAAAGUCGACUGGGUUUCCACCAUCGCCGGAUAACCGACCGAAACUGCAACGAUGUCACCGACUAGAGAGAACGUUGAGUAGAAGCUACAGUAAUCCUUGUAUUGAUACUCGAGAGUUGCAAGAGGCUAUACAUGCCCCGCGGACUCCUCCGCCAGCAUCGACUACUUCUGACUAUGGACGGAAUUACCAUGCAUGGUGAUCUUUACUUACUGAUGAGAAUGACCAUCUGUCUCCAGCUCACGCUCCUCAAGGCAAGAAGAAUGUAAUCCAUUCUAUUUUUGAAUUAUGUUGCACGUACCUGAGAUCCUUCACCUACAACACUUCGCAAUUCCAAGCUGUACACAUGCAACAAAAGGCGGAGAAGGAGAUAUCCAACUUCAUUGUCGGGCUUGUACUCUUAAAAAAAAGAACCGGUUCUGAUCGAGCCUACCUAGCGGGUACAUUUAUAGUCCACAGCAGCUGGAUUUUUUUGGUGUGCUACAAGUGUGUGGGAGGGAUAUGAUUGCGGGGGAGAUUUUCAUUGUGUGCGACCAAUCCACACAAUACUGUCUCCAAAAUUUGAAGCAUCUUUAAAACAUCAAGUUUUAGUUCUACAUCGUACACAUUUGUUUUGACCGGAUUCGAGGACUCAAGCUUCACUUUGGAUACUUCUACCAAUUUAAAAAUUUCAAUAAUGUCAUGUGAGAGGGCAUACAGCAAUAUACAGAUUCAUCAGCCAGAAGGAGUAAGUUGUUUGAGUUUCCAUAGAUUCUCAAAAGGUUGCUUUUAUUCAAAAAGCAAUCAAGGCCGCAAGUUGUCAACCUGACGUCGUCAUUCCCUGACCUGCUCUUUCACUAUUCUUUUUCAUGCAUUUCCUUGUAACUGGCAAGUGAAAUUCAGGGUGAAGAGCCUGAAGAGCGUUUAGAUUCUCAGAAGGUUG
This is a messenger RNA of Marchantia polymorpha subsp. ruderalis, 4188 nucleotides long. The record is from the annotation of a GenBank genome assembly. NCBI's taxonomy places the organism in Eukaryota, Viridiplantae, Streptophyta, Marchantiopsida, Marchantiales, Marchantiaceae.